CUGAGAGCAAAACACUCGCUGUUUGAUGCCACCUCAUCCAUCUGACCAUGGCCGACUCUUUGGUGGAAAGCACGGCCGAUGCUAAAGCGCAUGCUUCUUGCAAUACCUGUGUAAGGAACUACGACUUCCUAGAUGUAUUGCGGCGGAAAAUUUGCAUACAGCGUCGCUGCUGCCUGCUCAUUGCUGGUGAUGUACAUGCAGCAUGAUCACAACUUCUGCCUCACGUCUACAUAGCAGGUGCAUGCACGGACUGCGGACUUCGAUGUCGUCAGCAGCUGCGAUGUUUGAUGGCCAUGUCCGUGGAUACGAGAAAUGUCGGCAGAAAGCGCACUCAGGUCCUGAGGAUGUCACCAUUACUUUACGAACAGGGAGCUACAUCGUCUUCUUUGCUCCCAAUGCUCACAGCCGGGCGAGCGACUAGAAGUCGGCAUUCACUGGCUCCUCAGCCGGCAAAGUGUGCUCCAUGGCGAGCAAAGAGGUAUCUUGCGACUCCUUCCGUUCCAGCCUCAUCUGCUCAUCACCCAUCGGCACAGAACCAAGCGCCGCACAAGUUCACACCCCCGUCCAUCUCGAAGAACUCGCCAAGCAACAAACCCGGACUAAGACAGCAGCGCGAUCACUCGGCAUGUGGGAGACCGGAGACGCCUCUCAAAGUGCGCAAGACACGGGAGAACCUCAAGCAGUGCAGCAUCUACGCCGAUAUUCCACCACCGUGUAUGCAUGGGGCGCUUCAGCAUGCGCACAGUCGGGACACAUCUGAGGAGCUGCAUGCCUUUCCGACGGAUCUUGCCGCCACCAGACUUGAUACUCCUCCAGCUCCAGCCGGGCGCCUGGAAUCACCAAAAGAUGUGGCAUCUGCAGAGCCAGCUCUAUGCCGUCAGAAGUCGGUAAGACGACGGAUGCUCACGAAAGUCAAGCAAGGCAUCACGAACCGCGCCAGAACGUCACCUCCCGGCCACUCAUCUCACAAGGCAGAGACUCGUCUUCUGCGUAAGUGGUCCGGACGCAGGACCCAAACCGACAACGCCAACCAACGCAGCCAAAGCUUCGAGAUCAGCAGAGACAGCAUUGAUAGCUCUGUCGAUGAAUGUUUCGAGUCUGCCACCGCUGCUGGACCAGACGUAAGAUCAUUCACAGGCUCGACAGUCUCUACUGCUGAAGUUCUCCGCCCUUCUUCUUUGACCGAUAACACGCCUUCCGAUCUGAACUACUCAGGCACGACCGCUGUCGACGCAAGCACUCCUGCGUCUCAUCCGUCACGAUUGACACCUUCUUCCCCAUCGCCGUUGCAGACCCCACGCCCGCUCCGAAGAAGUCGGCCAACUGGUUUUGAGGAGCCCUCAAGUGCAGCAUCGCUCGUAGUGCCGUGUGUGGACCUCGAGGUGAGCGUGGACUGUUCGACGCUAGACGUUCUUGCCAAAAGAGAUCUUUGGGUGGCAAUCAAGGCCACUGUGCAAGCUAGCGUUCCCACCGCUGAUGCAGCAUCUACGACCGCAUCAGGUGCACAUCAUGCCACUCUCUGCAAAGACGACUACUCCAGCCUUACAUCAACCAACGGACUUGUGCAUGGGCAAAUCAACACGCUCAGACUGUGCUAUAGACCCUUGAACGGCAGUCGCAUCCGCGACACCAUCGGACACAAGACCAAGAAGAACCUCAGUAUUGGCGACACCCUUUCCUUAUUCGUCAAACUCCACGUUCCCGAAGUCAGCGCAAGAGACACCGACAGUCCCCACACCAAGACCGAAGACCCCGCCACCGAUCACGACUCCCUCUUCACCGAGCUUGAGAGCAUCGUCGGCACCCUUGAAACCGAGAUUCUGCACGUCGAAGCCCGAUACCGCCAUUCUCUACUGCCAUCGAAUAACACCGUCACGGUGCGACAUGUGUGCCGGAUGAACAGGCCGAGGACGGAUUGCCGCUGGAGUAUGAUCACUCUGUCGGACAGUUUGAUUGUGUCUUCUGCGGCGCAGAUGCGGCUUGCGCGGUAUCUCUCCGAGGAGCAUGGUGAGGGACAGGCGUUGGAGCUCAUGCAUGAGUAUCUCGAUCCUGAAGUGAUGGAAGUUGGCCGGAAGAGCUCUGGGCUGAGAGCCUCGACCAAUGAAAGGCACGCAGAGGACGAGCAGCCAUCUGUCAUCAUCACAGACGUGGACCGAGAAGCAGAUGGCGUCCUGGACGUUGUGGUGGAUCAGCCAUUCUCGACAGCACCCAGCACACCCUCGGCGGAAUCCACACCAUCCCCGCCACCGCUCCAAUCUCCGCUCCUCACUUCCAAACCUCAACCUCAACCGCCAUCACAAAUAUCCUACUUCCCAAUAGCCCCACCCCUCCUCACCGCCCCCCGCACGACAACCGCCCUCUCCAACCCAGCAACCCUCCCAACAGCAACCACACCCACCCACCUCUCCCCACCUCCUCCCUCCGCAAAAGAAGCCUCGCAAGACACCGUCCGCGCCCUCUGGCACCACAUUCGCCGCUCUUCGCUCUCCGCCAAACAGUUGGGCGAAAUGCUGGCCCCAGAGGAGAGCGUGAAGUGUUUGGAAGCGGGGGAUGAGGGGUUGAGGGAGUUGAGGCAAAGGGCGCUGAGUAAUAAGAGGAGUGUUGGGGCGGAGACGCUGAGGGGGUGGAAGUGGGAGGGCGAGAGGGAUGGGGGAAGGUUGGGAGGGGAAGGGGUGGCGCCUUGGAUGUAGGUUGCGUGAGUGUGAGUUGAUGGAGGGAGUUUGGCUGAUGAGUUGAUAGGGUUGUAUGAUUAUGAAGAGUUGCCAUUAUAUGGUAUCUUGAUUCAUCGCAGUUGUUUCUGCGUCGUAUCUCUUCCUCCUGUAUGGGCGAGCA
Molecule: messenger RNA, 2832 nt
Organism: Neohortaea acidophila
Lineage: Eukaryota; Fungi; Ascomycota; Dothideomycetes; Mycosphaerellales; Teratosphaeriaceae
Exons: 1
Coding region: 288-2690 (800 amino acids)
Source: RefSeq, a predicted model, not a curated record